Messenger RNA from Cyphomyrmex costatus, 1357 nucleotides. RefSeq names its product Ubiquinol-cytochrome c reductase core protein 1 (gene UQCR-C1). Gene Ontology annotation, cellular component: mitochondrion. The record is from RefSeq and is a predicted model, not a curated record. NCBI's taxonomy places the organism in Eukaryota, Metazoa, Arthropoda, Insecta, Hymenoptera, Formicidae. The transcript has 7 exons. The coding region runs from base 56 to 1357 and encodes 433 amino acids. Gene Ontology annotation, molecular function: metalloendopeptidase activity; metal ion binding.
UUUCACCAGUUUGGUUCUAUUCCGCAUUAUUCCGUCAAUUUGUUAAAUCGGAAAAAUGGCUACGCGUUUGCUAAAGAUUAAGAGUGUUCUUCGCCCAUAUUCCAAUAAAACCAGCCUUGUAAAGAUACCAAAACAAUGGCAGUCAACUGCUGCUUCUCUGAAAGAAUUGCUUAUCAAUCAACCAGCUACGAGAGUUACGACUUUGGACAGUGGAAUGAGAGUUGCCAGUGAAGAUAGUGGAGCUGCAACAGCUACUGUUGGUCUUUGGAUAGAUUCUGGCAGUCGAUAUGAAACAGAUGAAAACAAUGGUGUUGCUCAUUUCAUGGAGCACAUGGCUUUCAAGGGAACUGCUAAACGAUCUCAAACUGAUUUGGAAUUAGAAAUAGAGAAUAUGGGAGCACAUCUGAAUGCUUACACAAGUCGAGAACAAACAGUCUUUUAUGCAAAAUGCUUGUCACAGGAUGUGCCAAAAGCUAUUGAGAUUCUCAGUGAUAUUAUACAAAAUUCGAAGCUAGGUGAAAAUGAAAUUGAAAGGGAACGUGGUGUUAUCUUACGCGAAAUGCAGGAAGUUGAAACAAACUUGCAAGAAGUUGUAUUUGACCAUUUGCAUGCUGCUGCAUAUCAAGGUACAUCCUUAGGACGGACAAUAUUGGGACCUACUAAAAAUAUCAAAAGUAUUUCGCGAGAUGAUCUUGUUAAUUAUGUGAAAAAUCAUUAUGGACCGCCUAGAUUUGUACUGGCUGGUGCUGGUGGUGUAGAUCACAAUCAAUUAAUCGAGCUUGCCGAUAAGCAUUUCGGUAAAAUGACAGGACCGGACUAUGAUGUUAUACCAGAUUAUAUUAAAGCAAGUCGCUAUACUGGUUCUGAUAUAAGAGUUCGUGAUGAUUCGAUUCCUCUCGCUCAUAUUGCGAUCGCUGUUGAAGGUGCUGGAUGGGCUGAGGCAGACAACAUUCCUCUUAUGGUCGCGAAUACUCUUCUAGGAGGAUGGGAUCGUAGUCAAGGAGGAGGUGUAAACAAUGCUAGUAAUUUAGCUAGAGCUUGUGCAGAAGAAGGCUUGUGCCACAGUUAUCAAAGUUUUAACACAUGUUACAAAGAUACAGGACUCUGGGGUAUAUAUUUUGUUUGUGAUCCUAUGAAAUGUAAAGAUAUGUUAUCUCAUAUUCAAGAACAAUGGAUGAAAUUGUGUACGUCGAUUGCUGAGAAAGAUGUAGCACGUGCAAAGAACAUUCUGAAAACCAACAUGUUCUUACAAUUGGACGGAACUACUGCCAUUUGUGAAGAUAUCGGUCGACAGAUGCUUUGUUAUAAUCGCCGUAUUCCACUCCAUGAACUCGAAAUGAGGAUAGAUAUGGUAUAG